UUGAGCCUCCUUCCAGGCGCGCCACUCUGUCUCUAUAUACUUUUUUUUAUAUAUAUUCUUCCUCCUUUUCUCUCCUCGUCUCUCUUUGUCUCUCUUCAAAUUUCAAAGUAGAUCUUCUCUCAGAUCUGUUUCUUCAUCGCCAUCUCUUCAUAUUUUUUCCCUCACUUGAAUGGAUUCUCUUCCUGAUGCCAUUGUCCAGUACAUUUUGUCACACUUUAACAAUGCGCGAGAUGUUGCAGUUUGCAAUUGCGUAUCCAAGAGAUGGAAAGAGUCAUUGCCUUACCUUAAGAGUCUCUACUUUCCUCGCAACUCCUUCGAUGGUUACUCCGGCAAUGAUAACCCUGAUGUGGUUGUCUGGAAAAUGCUUUCGGAAAUUGUGUGUUUAGAGGAGCUUGUUGUUUACAGUUCAUUCACCAGUUCAGGCCUUGCUUCAUGGCUAUCACUGGUGCAUUCAUCGCUCAAGUAUCUUGAGCUCAGAAUGGAUAAUAUUACUGAUUAUCAGGCUUGUAUUGAUAGUCCUUCCAAAUUGGACUGCAUUAGUGCAGCCAAGAAUUUGGUGUCUUUGAAGCUUUGGGGUGUGCUAAUGGCUAAUCCACCCAAGUGGGAUGUUUUUAAAAACCUAGAAAGCCUUGAAAUUGUUGGAGCAAGGUUGGAGGAUCCUGCAUUAUCUGUUGCACUGAGGGCUUGCCCUAACUUGACUAACUUAGUACUGCUUGGUUGUGAAGGGGUUAGAUCAUUUUCAGUUGCGUUGCCGUAUUUAGAGCAGUGUAAGCUGGACUUUUAUGGCUUGGGGAACUGCUCCCUUUCUCUCACUUGUCCGAAAAUCGAACUCCUUGAGGUGCAAGGUUGUAGUUGGAUUCGAGUUCGCGAGACAACAUGCCUGAGGAAGCUUUCGAUUGCUAACAAUGCUGGCAGAAUAUACAUGGUAGACUUUGGGAAGCUUUCGGCCCUUGAAUCCUUAUCAAUGAGGGGUGUCCAAUGGUGUUGGGAUGCAAUAAGCAAAAUGUUAGAGUGGUCUAGUGAGGUGAAGCAUCUCUACAUGAAGGUUGAAUUCACGGGAGAUUUGGAGUCCCUUUUGCCCUUUCCAGAAGUCGACUUUGUUGAUUUUUUUAAUAGCCAUCCCAAGCUGCAGAAGUUUGAUAUUCAUGGAGCCAUGUUUGCUGCUCUUUGCCAGAAAAACAGCCUGAAAAAUGUAGAACAGAGCUUUGUGAUUCCAUGCCUAGAGGAAGUUGUAGUCCAAGUAAGAUCACCACUGAACGCUGAACAGAAAAUGAGCACUCUGGAGUCCCUUUUGAAGCAUGGGAAAAACUUGAAGAAGAUGGUAAUAAGGAUUCUUCAAAUGAAGAGCAACCAUAGCAGCACAGAUGAUUUCUUCGAUGAGAUAUGCAGGCUUAGGUUUAUGAACCGCAAAAUAGUUCAAAUCGAAUAAAACUUUACAAGACUGAAGAAUUUUGACUGGCUAAUAUAAGACGGUUUGAUUAGAUUAUUGCUUCAUGAUGAUUCUCUUGAAGAUACUUUUGAUGUUUCUAAUUUCAUCUCUAUUGUUAGGUAUCUUGACCUUCUGU
Hibiscus syriacus is the source of this 1565-nucleotide messenger RNA. Its product is annotated as F-box protein At1g10780-like. The record is from RefSeq and is a predicted model, not a curated record. The transcript has 4 exons. NCBI's taxonomy places the organism in Eukaryota, Viridiplantae, Streptophyta, Magnoliopsida, Malvales, Malvaceae. The coding region runs from base 170 to 1429 and encodes 419 amino acids. Gene Ontology annotation, molecular function: protein binding.